Molecule: messenger RNA, 2191 nt
Organism: Glycine soja
Lineage: Eukaryota; Viridiplantae; Streptophyta; Magnoliopsida; Fabales; Fabaceae
Exons: 15
Coding region: 511-2004 (497 amino acids)
Source: RefSeq, a predicted model, not a curated record
CAAGGGGAAAAUACUAUGAAAAACAUCAAUGAAUCUAUUUUGAGAAUAUAAGAGAAAGUUUGAAUGAAUCAAUUUCACACGUACGCACCAUAAUAAUUUCUCUUUUCUGAACGAUGAACAAUCGCUUGGCCAUGCACGUGAAUUCCCCUUCCGAAGAAACCGAACAUCUGUGUGUGUUUUCUAAACAACGUUAGUUAUGUGACCGACCAACACGCCUGUGGUGGUUAAUUAGUUUCAUCACUUAAACAAGAACUUGCAUUUUUAUUUCUAUUUCUAUUUAUUAAAUGGUUUUCUUUUUAAUUUUUGGUUUGUGUGUGGUUGUUGCAGCACCGUACGUGAAGCAUCUUAUGCCUAGUUUGCGAAGCAUGAAUCUAAUUCCAUAAUGUGUUGCCAAGAAACACUUUGUUUCGUCUUUCACAUAUCCUUUUGAACGUGUCACAUAUAAGUUAAGGUUCCUUUGAGCACCCUUUGGUUCGUAUUUCAAUCUUUGGGACUAGUUUGGUGGGUUGAAUGGCACAUUCGGGUUUCGAAGAAAUGGGCAACCAGAAGAAGAAGGAAGUGAUUCGGGUAGAGCGUGAAUCAGUUAUUCCAGUUUUGAAGCCUCAGCUCAUCAUGACAUUGGCCAACCUUAUUAAACAUAGUGCUGACCGAGUUGAAUUUUUGAAGCUCUGCAAAAGAAUAGAGUAUACAAUUCGAGCUUGGUAUCUUCUACAGUUUGAGGACAUGAUGCAACUCUAUUCUCUCUUUGAUCCUGUAUCCGGGACGCAGAAGUUGGAACACCAGAAGUUACCUCGUGAAGAAAUUGAUGUUCUUGAACAGAAUUUCUUGACUUACCUAUUUGAGGUCAUGAAAAAAAGCAACUUCAAGAUUGCUACUCAAGAAGAGAUUGAUAUUGCACUUUCUGGACAGUAUCUUCUAAAUCUUCCCAUUACAGUAAAUGAAUCUAAGCUUGACAAGGUUCUUUUGAAAAAAUAUUUUGAAGCACAUCCUCAAGAUAACCUUCCAGAUUUCUAUGAUAAGUAUAUUAUUUUUCGGCGUGGCAUUGGAAUUGAUCGAACGACCGAUUACUUUGUCAUGGAGAAAGUGGACAUGCUCAUAGCACGUUUUUGGUCAUAUAUGUUAAGAAUAACCAGGUUGGAAAAUUUUUUAUCCAGAAGGGAAAAAAGGCAUCAUAGGAAGGAUCCCAAGAAGGAUGAUGAAAUUAACUCAGAGUUGGAAGAUUUUCAGGAUGAUUUAUAUGAACGGAUACGCCUUGAAAAGAUGCCAAUAAGUUUCGGUAGUUUGCUGAACAAGAACACAAUCCAAGAACCUACAUUUGAUAGGAUAAUUGUUGUGUACAGGCCAGCUAGUUCCAAUUCAAAAAAAGAAAGAGGAAUUUUUGUGAAGCAUUUCAAGAGCAUUCCAAUGGCUGAUAUGGAAAUAGUUCUUCCAGAAAAGAGAAAUCCUGGAUUGACUCCAAUGGAUUGGGUCAAGUUUCUUGCAUCUGCUAUAGUUGGGCUGGUUGCUGUAGCUAGUUCUCUUGAUGUGAAUACAGCUGAUUUGAGGGUCAUUGGUGCCGUUCUCUCCACAGUACUUGGAUACUUGGCCAAGACAUACUUCACGUUCCAACAAAACUUGGUCCAAUACCAAAAUUUGAUUACACGGUCAAUGUAUGACAAACAACUGGACAGUGGAAAGGGUACACUUCUCCAUUUAUGUGAUGAUGUCAUUCAACAGGAAGUUAAAGAGGUAAUAAUAUCAUUUUUCAUUCUGAUGGAGCAGGGAAAAGCUAAUAGACAAGAGCUCGAUCAAUGGUGUGAGGAGUUAAUCAGAGAAGAGUUUGGGGAGAGCUGUAAUUUUGACGUGGAUGAUGCAGUUCAAAAAUUAGAGAAGUUCGGAAUUGUCACAAAGGAUAUCAUUGGGCGGUAUCAAUGCGUUGGGCUCAAACGGGCUAAUGAGAUAAUAGGCACCACCACUGAAGAACUUGUCCUUAAGGCAAGACAGGGGGGAAGCAUCACUCCUUAAUGGUGUUCUGAAAUAUUCUGCCUCAUAAUUUCAGACUCACACUGUCUCAUUUUUUAUUCUUUUUAAAAAUAUUUGCAAUGUUUGUACAACCUUCACCUGAAAUUCUAGGCCAAUUUUUUUUUUGGAAGGCAAAAAUAUAUAUAUUAUUAAUAUGAAUCAUAGCAGUACCAGGGGUACUGGUGAAGUA